Molecule: messenger RNA, 528 nt
Organism: Drosophila hydei
Lineage: Eukaryota; Metazoa; Arthropoda; Insecta; Diptera; Drosophilidae
Exons: 2
Coding region: 1-528 (175 amino acids)
Source: RefSeq, a predicted model, not a curated record
AUGUUCGGUUGGCUCUGGAUUUUGAUCUGUUUGGGUCUUUCAACAUCGGCUGAACAACGUAGUUUUCGCUUCGUAAUCAAGGAAUUUUACAUCAAGCCUACUGUUCCAGAUGUCAUGGAAAGCGUUAACUGGACUAUGCCCAAUCGUAGCACGAUUAGUAUUGCUUUGAUACUCAAGCGCGAAAUUGAUAAGAUGGAUUUGGAGACAUCCCUAGAUGUGAUCCGAACUGGUAAACAGAUAAUGCGUUUGUAUCAAAUUCGCUUGGAUGCAUGUCAAUUUCUAACAACAAUUCAUAAGAAUCGAAUCUUUAAUCUGUUCGCAAACAGUGUGAAUAAAGGCAGCAAUGGGUACUUGAGGUGCCCUUUAAAGCCUAACUUCAACUAUACGCUUGUCAACUGGUAUAUGGAUGAAAAAUACUUUCCCAACUAUGUGCCUGAAUGUAACUUCAGAGUAUCCACGAAAUUUUACUCCCAUUCAAAAAUGAUUGUGACAUCCCUAAAUCUUGGUAGCGUUGUCUUUAACAAUUAG